Pyrus x bretschneideri (Chinese white pear) is the source of this 2519-nucleotide messenger RNA. RefSeq lists its product as uncharacterized. The transcript is spliced from 5 exons. NCBI's taxonomy places the organism in Eukaryota, Viridiplantae, Streptophyta, Magnoliopsida, Rosales, Rosaceae. Bases 383 to 2275 code for a protein of 630 amino acids. The record is from RefSeq and is a predicted model, not a curated record.
UAAAAAAGUACCCGACCAAGAAAGAAGACGGCGUUCGUUCCAAGCUGAGACACUCCGUACAAAAGGCUCAGCGCUUUCUUUCUUCUGCGACACCAGAACCAGAUCGACCUUCCAAGUUCCAACCAUCCCGGUCCACGUAACCAAAAUAGAAUAAACAAACAAAAACCACAAACUUCUCAGCCGCCGGAACCCCGACACGUGUAACAACCACCAUCACCACCACCAUGCGUCCCCCAAUCAUCACCGUCCGCGGCGGCAGAUGGCCGGGGCACGCCGGACGCCGAUGAUUGUUUAUAAGCCGUCGUUUUAAUAGAAAUGCCGGCGACCGAACAACUGCGCCACCUGCGUUUCCUGGAGUGCAACCGUCACGAGCUCGAUCACCAUGUCCAGAUUUUUGGCCUAUGGAAAUGUGAGGAGGGGUGUAAGAUCCUUUCUUCAAGAUCAGCGAACUGGAUACGUAGAAGUUGCAAGUAACAAAGUGUAUCGCUCAGUUGAAGCCCCUUACACCCUAUGCAGAUUGUUUCCGAGGUAUAUGCAUUGUUUAAGAGGGCAGUCUCCGUUUAUGUUACAUAAAGCAAGAGAUAAGUUGUUAAGGAGCAGUGGUUCUAGGAACUUAUAUACCCUAUCGUCAAGAACCAGAGUUUCUCACCAUGCUCAAUUUGCUUGGAAAAGGUUUUCUCAGUUAUGUUCCUUUAGGGGCCCAACUUUACGGCCAAUUGGUCAAAUUGCACGUGCGGUGAGCUUGUCUUUGACACGCUCAAAUUUAGUAGCUCCUGGUGUUAUUGCCUUUGUAAUUGGAGAGUUUGCUCGGACACAGAGAACAUGUGCAGAAGCAGAAGGCCUCCCAACAAAAGACACUCUUUAUCUUCAUGCCCAAGAUGGACAUAUUUAUUUAACCGCACUUGUGUUUGCGCUUGUGGAGUGUUUUAUCUUGUUUAUUAGAGCAGUUUAUCUAGCAAUUUUGUUCUCACCCUGUAUAGCUAUGGCACCCUUUGCAAAGUCCCUUGGCCGUCGGUAUAGGAAAAUAUGGCUUCGUGUUCUCCAUCUUACACUGGAAAAGGCUGGCCCGGCAUUCAUAAAAUGGGGUCAAUGGGCUGCUGCAAGACCAGAUCUCUUCCCAAGAGAUUUGUGCAGUGAACUUUCAGAACUUCACACUCAUGCUCCAGCACAUAGUUUUUACUUCACCCAAAAAAGUAUUGAGAAGGCGUUUGGUCGAAGGCUGCCUGAAAUUUUUGAAAAAUUUGAGGAGGAACCUGUGGCAUCAGGAAGUGUUGCUCAAGUCCAUCAAGCUGUACUCAAAUACAGAUACCCGGGUCAGCAGAUCAAGCCCAGGGUUGUCGCUGUCAAGGUUAGACAUCCCGGUGUUGGUGAGGCAAUUAGGAGGGACUUCGUGAUUAUUCAUUGUGUAGCCAAAAUUUCAAGGUUAAUCCCUUAUUUGAAGUCGUUGAGAUUGGAUGAAAGCAUUCAGCAAUUUGCCGUUUACAUGAUGUCACAAGUUGAUCUGUCAAGGGAAGCUGCACAUUUGAGUCGUUUUAUCUAUAAUUUCCGAAGAUGGAAGGAUGUCUCAUUUCCGAGGCCUCUAUAUCCCCUGGUGCACCCAUCCGUUUUAGUGGAAACUUAUGAACAGGGCCAAAGUGUUAUGCACUAUGUUGAUGAGCUGGAAGGAAAUGAACCAAUAAAAAAUGCCCUUGCUCACAUCGGGUCCCAUGCUCUGUUGAAGAUGCUUCUGGUUGAUAAUUUUAUCCAUGCUGACAUGCAUCCUGGGAAUAUUCUUGUCAGAGUAUCCCGUUGCAAGUUACCAAGUAAACAACUAUUUAGAAUGAGGCCUCAUGUUGUUUUCCUUGAUGUGGGCAUGACUGCCGAACUUUCUAAGAGAGAUCAACUGAAUUUAGUCGAAUUCUUCAAGGCUGUAGCCCUUAAAGAUGGUCGAACUGUUGCAGAGCGCACUCUGAGAUUAUCUGGACAGCAAGACUGCCCAAAUCCCAAGGCUUUCAUUGAGGAAGUAGAAAAAUCUUUUAAAAUCUGGUACUCCCCAGAAGGAGACAUCAUCCAUGCUGCCGACUGCAUGCAUCAAUUGCUUGAGCAAGUUCAGCGGCAUAAAGUUCGAAUUGAUGGCAAUGUUUGCACAGUGAUGGUGACCACUUUGGUUCUCGAGGGGUGGCAGCGGAAGCUUGAUCCCGAAUACGAUGUGAUGCAAACUUUACAAGCAUUGCUCUUUAAGGCUGACUGGGCAGAGUCCCUCACUUACACCCUUGAAGGACUCAUGGCCCCGUAAAAGGUUCCAUUUUUCCUUUUCUUUUAUUCUCGUUACUAAACCCGUAAAAUUUAAAAAAAAAAAAAAAAAAAAAAAAAAGACUAUAUUUCCUUUUAGAAAAUUUUGACAGAGAGAGAGAGAGCAGGAUUCAUGCAAUAUUAUAGUGGAGAGGAAUAAUGGGUUUUGUACAACUUUCCUACAUUCCUUAUGUUGUAUGACCUUGUCAUUGUUUUAUUACAUUUUUAGUUUAUUUUUACACUUUUCA